CGCAUCGUUAAAAGGCAAGGAUCUCGUGACCUGGACGGAUCUGCAAAUCUUGACUCUUUAUCGCCCCACGUGGAAAACUCCCCCUGGACUCAUCCAGGAGUUCUUCUGUUGGGAUCAACAGUUUUAUAUCGUCGGGUUGGCUCUGUCCGUGUACGAUAUCUGAUAUUCCAGUUAUCAAAUAGUGAAUGUCUGGUGGAAUACAGACUCCCUACAGUACUACAGAUUACAGAACAGCAGGCUUCGUUCAAAGACAGUUAUAUAACACCACCACCGGUAUCGACUUUCUAUAUGUAUCUUAUCUCUUUAACCUGACUCAUGGUCCGUCCAGGCGCGUUGAGGACAGCCGUGUUGGCCACAGGGGCAGUUUCGCUCGUCUGUUUCGUCUACCUCUACUGGACGCCGCCGUCGACCAUUUCGACCGUGCCCACCGAGGCCUUUGAAGUGCCGCUGGCCGAGCGCCAGAGCGUCCUCUGGGAGGCUCUGUACCCCCUUCUUCAGGAGAACAGCCCUCAAUGCCCGCCCCCGGAGCGACAGGGCGAUGCCGGGGCCGUUCAUUACGACGCGGUGACGGACUCGCCGCGGCCGGAUCAUAUCGCUCUCCAGGCGAGUGACCUUGCAAAGAUGCGAACAGCACAUCAGAACUUUGUCCGUGCCAUCAACGAUUCGACGACGAUGACGAAGACAGCCUUGUCGAGCCCCCAUACGCCCGGAACCAGAGGAAUCGUCUCCACGGCAGGAGGAUCGUAUCUGCCCGUGUUUCUGGCUUCGCUGCGCAUGCUGCGGCGCUCCGGCUCCACCCUCCCCGUGGAAGUGUACAUGAAAGACUCGUCCGAGUACGAGGCGUCGAUCUGCGAGGAGGUGCUGCCGGGAUUAGACGCGCGCUGUCUCGUGCUGGCGGACGUGGUGGGCCGCAGCGCGAAGAUCGAGCACUACCAGCUCAAGAUCUUUGCCGUGCUGUUCUCUUCUUUUGAAGAGGUCGUCUGGAUGGACGCCGACUGUUUCCCGCUCUACACCCCGGAGACCUUACUGGAAUCCGAGCCCUUCCUCUCGACGGGACUCGUGACGUUUCCGGAUUUCUGGGCGUCGACCGCCUCGCCGCUCUAUUUCCGCAUCUCAGACCAGCCAGACCCGCCGAUGACGCUUCGCCAGGCCUCGGAAACGGGGGCGUUCCUCGUCUCGAAGAAGUCCCAUUUCACCACCCUCCUCCUGGCAGCUUACUACAACUAUUACGGGCCAACGCAUUACUUCCGCCUGCUCUCGCAGGGCGCCCCCGGCGAAGGCGACAAGGAAACCUUCAUCAACGCCGCCUCGGCCCUCUCCCAGCCCUUUUACACAGUCAGCGAGCGCGUCCAGGCCAUCGGCCACGCCAAACCGGACGGCUCCCUCUCCGGUUCCGCCAUGAUGCAGUCCGACCCGCAACAGGACUACGCGCGCACCAGCCAGGAUCUAUGGCGCGUGAAAAAUGAAUCCGUCACGGAUGCCCCGCGCGCCUUCUUCAUCCAUGCCCACUACCCUAAAUUCAACCCGGCGGAAAACGUCUUCGGCUAUAAAUGGGAGACUACCCCGACGCUCAACUCGGAUGGUUCGCUGACUCGGGCCUGGACGGCACCAGAGAAGGCAAUACAGAGGUUCGGAUAUGACGCUGAGCGGGCCUAUUGGGAGGAAAUCAUGUGGGUGGCUUGUAAUCUUCAGGAGAAGAUUCAGUCGUGGAGUGAGGAUGAGAAGGUCUGUGAGAGGGUUCAAAAAUACUGGAAAGCGGUUUUUGAUAAUACAUAUACUAUAAACUAGAACAUUAUAGGAAGUACACUCAAUCUAUAUCACUAAUGUUUUGAUUGAAUCACUUUUUGAUCCCCUUCUCGCGCAGCCGCUGUUCAUCCUCCUCCUGCAGCUGCUUGUCAAUCUGGGCGCCUUUCGAGGGGGUAUUGCCGUGUAUUUUAGCCUGACAUUAGCUUAGUAGACAGCAUAUGUAUUAAGGGAAAGGGAGAGAGAGGUACAGGAAGGGUAGGAUCCCGCUUGGUGAUCUCUGCCUCGGCAUUGAAAUCCUGGUGCUGGCGU
Molecule: messenger RNA, 2055 nt
Organism: Penicilliopsis zonata CBS 506.65
Lineage: Eukaryota; Fungi; Ascomycota; Eurotiomycetes; Eurotiales; Aspergillaceae
Exons: 1
Coding region: 316-1788 (490 amino acids)
Biological process (GO): mannan biosynthetic process
Cellular component (GO): Golgi apparatus
Molecular function (GO): alpha-1,2-mannosyltransferase activity
Source: RefSeq, a predicted model, not a curated record